Molecule: messenger RNA, 1678 nt
Organism: Sinocyclocheilus anshuiensis
Lineage: Eukaryota; Metazoa; Chordata; Actinopteri; Cypriniformes; Cyprinidae
Product: very-long-chain enoyl-CoA reductase-like
Exons: 9
Coding region: 23-886 (287 amino acids)
Biological process (GO): very long-chain fatty acid biosynthetic process
Molecular function (GO): oxidoreductase activity, acting on the CH-CH group of donors
Source: RefSeq, a predicted model, not a curated record
CCUACAGCCCUCAACAGGCAUCAUGCAAUGUGUGGAUUUAAGGAAUCUCUUCGCCGUAGCCCAAUUCAUAAAGGCCAGAUGUGACCACGGCCUGAAAGCUGGGCUCACCGAGAAUAAGAAUUAUGUCUUUUUUGAGGUGGAGAUCCUGGACCUCAAGAGCAAGGCACAACUCUGCUACCUGGAUAAGGUGGAGCCCAACGCCACCAUUGCAGAGAUCAAGACCUUGUUGCACAAAAUUUACCCCAAGUUUUAUCCAUCAAGACAGGCACUGAAGCUGCAUCCAGAGGGAAAGGCCCUCAGUGAUGAUGAUGUACUGGAGGAUCUACCGGUUGGCACGACCGCAACAAUGUUCUUCCAGGACCUCGGCCCACAGUUAGGCUGGACUAUGGUAUUUCUGGCAGAGUGUCUUGGGCCGCUUUUCAUUUACCUGCUGUUCUACUAUCGGCUUCCAUACAUCUACGGGCACGAGUAUGACUACACCCAAAGUCCAUUUAAAGUUGUCAAUGUAGCUUUCAUUUUACAUCGCUGUUUUUCUUCAUCAUAUCUCUUUGUUCAUUUUAUUCAGGUCUGUGAAUUUGGACAUUUCUCAGUUCAUCUGAUUUUGAAUCGAAUCAGCUGUAAUGGGUCCAGGCCUAAAGAGAUUCCUUAUCCCACAAAUAAUCCAUUCACUUGGCUCUUUUUCUUCGUGUCCUGCCCAAACUACACAUAUGAGGUGGGAUCAUGGAUCAGCUUCACAGCAAUGACACAAUGUGUUCCAGUGGGAGUUUUCGCAUUUUUGGGUUUUAUUCAGAUGACUAUAUGGGCUCGGGCAAAGCAUAAAACCUACACUGAGCAAUUCAAAUACUAUCCUGACCUGAGAACAGCCAUCAUUCCACUCUUCUUCUAGAUCGAUUGGAUGGAGGAUGAACCUACACGCACUUUUCUCAUUGGAUGCGUCACCAAACAUCAUAUUAUAAGCAAGAAAAUAAGUGUUUCUCUGUCAGACCUUGUGAUUUAUUCAGACACAGUUCAGAUUGUGAUAGUGUCUGAAGUGUGAAAUGGUAAUUACUAUUAAUUACAUUCAUUAUGAAGAGAGGCUUACUGAGAAUAGAUCGAGGCUGUACUGCAAGUUUGAGGAAGAUAAAAUAACAGAAACUUCUUGCAAAAAGGAGGGGUUUUUUUAAGGGAGGUGUAUUUUUUGGCAAACUUAAACAUUUGCUUGACAUCAAAGAGUGUAAGUUGAGUCCCAAAUGUGAAGGUCUGCAGACCACCAAGCAGAAAAAAAAGGUGUACAAUGUGAUUUUAUUGAUGUUGAUUGUUCAUUUUUGUAUUCCAUUAAAACAUUUUGCAGAACAUAUCAGUGUUUGUGUCAUAAAGAAAAUGUUACUGAAGAUUUUAUUUCCCAGAAAUAAGUGAUCGUCAGUUUCCAAAUGUCAGUAUUUUCAAGACAUGGUAAAACAAACUUAUAGAAUAGUGUUUUGUCAUUGAAAGCUGUAUUAUUGCAUAUUAAAACUAUUUGCUUAAAUAUUCACUAAUGAAUACAUUUAAAGCUCUUCAUUCCCCCAAAAAGACACAUAUCCUUCCCGAUUUUCAUUGUCUACACCACGAGGUCAAGGUUUGCCUGGUUCACAUGGUCAAGUUAGCCUGUUGCCAUAAUUACAUCAUCAUUGUGUAUUCACCUUCACUCUAUGCAAAAAUA